Phyllostomus hastatus (greater spear-nosed bat) is the source of this 944-nucleotide messenger RNA. RefSeq names its product forkhead box R1 (gene FOXR1). Lineage: Eukaryota; Metazoa; Chordata; Mammalia; Chiroptera; Phyllostomidae. Gene Ontology annotation, molecular function: sequence-specific double-stranded DNA binding; DNA-binding transcription factor activity. The coding region runs from base 16 to 894 and encodes 292 amino acids. Gene Ontology annotation, biological process: regulation of DNA-templated transcription. Gene Ontology annotation, cellular component: nucleus. The record is from RefSeq and is a predicted model, not a curated record. The transcript has 6 exons.
CUGCUGGACUGGGACAUGGGGAACGAGUGCUUUCUGGCCUUCACGACCACGCACCUACCCUUAGCAGAACAGAACCUUGCCAGAUAUAAACUCCGUAUAAUUGAGCCACCAAAAAUACCUGUAGGGAAAAAACCCAAACCUGAUGAAGAUGGUCCAGACACUGAGCCCAACCUGUGGAUGUGGGUAAACCCCAACAUCGUGUUUCCCCCUGGAAAGCUAGAGGUCCCAGCACCUAGUAAGGGGGAAGAUCUGACAAGCAUAUUCCCCUGCCCUCAGCCAGCCCCCAAAGAGGAAGACUUUGCCAACUGCUCAGAAGCCGGAGUCAUGGAGUCACUGCCACCUUCCUCCAGAGGGCAGUCUUUCCCUUGGAAGCAGUUUGCUUCUUUCCCCAGCAACUGGGAGCUCACAGAAGAGGAGGAGGCUAAGGACCAGGAUGACAGCUCCUGUGUGGCUCUCCCAUCCCCUCACAAAAGGGCCCCCCUCCAGAGUCGGCUUCGGCAAGGCAACAGCCAGGAGGGGAGGCUCUGGUCCAGGCCCCCUCUCAAUUACUUCCACCUAAUUGCACUGGCAUUAAGAAACAGUUCCCCCUGUGGCCUCAACGUGCAACAGAUCUACAGUUUCACUCGACAACAUUUCCCCUUUUUCCGGACGGCUCCAGAGGGCUGGAAGAAUACCAUUCGUCACAAUCUCUGUUUCCGAGACAGCUUUGAAAAAGUGCCGGUCAGCAUGCAGGGUGGGGCUAGCCCAUGGCCUCGAUCCUGCCUCUGGAAGUUGACUAAAGAGGGACACCGCCGUUUUGAGGAGGAGGCUCGAGCCUUGGCCUCCACUCAGCUGGAAAGUAUCCAACAGUGCAUGAGCCAGCCAGAUGUGAUGCCCUUCCUCUUUGACCUUUAAAUCCAAGAAGUGAGAGGCAGCCUAUGCCUUAUUAAAGUUACCUGCAGCAG